Molecule: messenger RNA, 2690 nt
Organism: Clupea harengus (Atlantic herring)
Lineage: Eukaryota; Metazoa; Chordata; Actinopteri; Clupeiformes; Clupeidae
Product: cytokine receptor family member b1
Exons: 9
Coding region: 355-2430 (691 amino acids)
Biological process (GO): cytokine-mediated signaling pathway
Cellular component (GO): plasma membrane
Molecular function (GO): protein binding; cytokine receptor activity
Source: RefSeq, a predicted model, not a curated record
GGAGGACCCGCUGGAACGAGCGCUCUCCGUUUCAAGGAACUGCAAGGUCACGUGAUACGCGAGAGAGAAUGACGUUUGGAAAGCGAAUUGCCUGUGCGUGAGACCAACCGAUCGGUCGGGAGUUUAAGUCUUUCGCGUUGUUAGUAGGCCUACCCGACUGUUGUGUGUUUUUGACAGUUACCGAACUCACCGGUCAGACAGCCAUCUGCGCGAUUGUUUUGGUUCCUCUCUGACAGGUUUCUGGUAGGCCGACUUUAACACUUUCUCCACUUCAAGUGUUCAAGACGAGCAGAGCGAAGCAGGCGGGCAGAAUGACGGAUGCAGAUGUGAUCACUAGACCUCUCUUCUGACACGAUGAAGGUCCUGCUGUGGGCUGUGUGGAUGGUGCCCUGGUCAUAUGCUCUUCUCCCUCCCACCAACCUGACUGUGAAGUCCCAGAACUUCAACCACACUCUACACUGGGUUCCUGCAGACGGCACUCCACCAGGGACAGAGUAUCACAUUUACCUGCAGAAACACUCAAAGACCCCUCUCAGCGUUACCACGGCGACCUCACUGCCAGUGUCGGCCAUCAUGAGGAAGGACAUCCACACGACGUACGUUCUCUCCGUAGAGGCCAGACAGCGUCACGUCACGUCACGCCGCGCCAACACCUCAUUCGAACCGUUCAGCAUGACGGUACUGGGCCCUCCUGUGGUGAGGGUGGAAGGCUGUGGCGACUGCCUGCUGGUCAACAGCUCUCUCCCCCGAGGCGACGGCAUCAGCCCCGACGACUUCAGGACCUUCUGCCGCUCCGUCGAACACACACUCCACUGGAGAAGGCCAGGGGGGGAGACGGUGAUUACCCCGAUCUUUGACCCCUCGAAGCCGAAGAGGAUAACGCAUCUUCUCCCUGGAGAACUCUACUGUCUAAGGGUGAAUCUCAGCCACUCCUCCGCCCCCACGCUCGCAUCUGAUUGGCAGUGUGCUCGGACAAGCCCCGCCCUUCCUCCAGGAGGGCAGUAUGUACGGUCCCUGGUGGGCUGGUCGAUGGGCACUGUGUGUGUUGGAGUGUUGGUCAUGGUUUGGUUCGCCGCUCUCUGCUACACCGGCGCCAUCUGCAGGCGAAAGCCACAACUGCCCCAAAGCCUGGUUGCUUUGGUGAGGGGGUUCUUUCUCUCUCCAGAACUGGUGGAUGCUGAUGCUGUGUUUGUGAGCUCCGAGUGUGUGACCCUGGCACAGAAAGGACACACACAUCCCCCCCGGACACACACACCCUCCCGGACACACACACCCAGCGACGGAGCCGACAGUGAAGAGGAGGAGGAUGACGAAGGACGGAAUUAUGGGUACAUGGACAGAGCUGAACCUGCCUCGGGGCCAGAUGCUGCCGCCGCCACACAGCAUCAUGGGAGUUGUAGUCCCCCUGAGGACAGGGAGCCGCUGCAGGGUCCAGAUGCUGCUGCCGCCACACAGCAUCAUGGGAGUUGUAGUCCCCCUGAGGACAGGGAGCCGCUGCAGGGUCCAGAUGCUGCCGCCGCCACACAGCAUCAUGGGAGUUGUAGUCCCCCUGAGGACAGGGAGCCGCUGCAGGGUCCAGAUGCUGCUGCCGCCAUACAGCAUCAUGGGAGUUGUAGUCCCCCUGAGGACAGGGAGCCGCUGCAGGGUCAACCAGGGGUCAGAGGUCACGGCCGUGAGCCCCCACCGCAGAGGCGAGAAGAGAGUGAUGAAGAGAAGAGAGAUGGAGAGAGGGGGGAAAGAAACGACAGACAAGAGAAGGAGAGCGAGAUGAAGAGAGAUGGAGAGAGAGAGGGCGAUGCACAUGGUGAUGUGAAUCUGUUCUCUGUCCGUCUGGGAGGCCUGAAAGAGACAGACCAGGAGGACAAGAAAGAGAGGGAGGAGAAGGAGGAGAAGAAGGAGGAAGAGCAGGAGGAGGAGGAGGAGACUACUGAACUGGCCACUGAGGACUGGCCUCUGCUGAACGUAGGAAAAACUCACACACACACAGACACAGACACACACAUUCGGACAGAAAAACACCCAGACACUCUUCCGUUCACACACACGGCCACACAAACACAGACACACAGACACACACACACACACGCACCCACACAAACACACACAAGCCAACAGACUCCAGCCCAGCCCUUAGACACAGACUGGGUCCUGCUGAAACAGGUGAAGUUGAAUGAGGAACUAGUGACAGGCUCACACACACAACCACACACACACACACACACACAAGCAACAGAGACUGUGUCUGAUUGGCCGGAUGGAAACGCACAGGUAACACAGACUGUGCCUGAUUGGUCGGAUGGUGACUCAGACAGCGACAGCAGACCCAGUGGUUACCUGGCAACGCAUGCAGGCUCCAUUCACAUCCACACAACAGAUGAGGAUGAGGAGGAUACUGAUGAAGAGGACUGCUCUGGGUACAUGACCCGAUGAUGUGUGUGUGUGUGUGUGUGUGUGUGUGUGUGAGAGAGAGAGUGUGUGUGUGUGUGUGUGUGUGUGUGUGUGUGUGUGUGUGUGAGAGAGAAUGUGUUUGUAAAAAAAGGACUGCUCAGUGUAUAUUACCCCAAUGAUGUGUAUGUGUGUGUGUUUGUGCACGCAGCAGAAGACUCACACUAUAUGACCAGAUGAUGUGUGUGUGUGUGUGUGUGUGUGUGUGUGUGUGAGGAAGAAAAAGGACUGCUCAGACUACAUGA